This is a messenger RNA of Bombina bombina (fire-bellied toad), 3748 nucleotides long. RefSeq names its product BCL2 like 12 (gene BCL2L12). The record is from RefSeq and is a predicted model, not a curated record. NCBI's taxonomy places the organism in Eukaryota, Metazoa, Chordata, Amphibia, Anura, Bombinatoridae. Gene Ontology annotation, biological process: regulation of apoptotic process. Bases 172 to 1524 code for a protein of 450 amino acids. The transcript has 7 exons.
GGAAGAUGCGCAUGCGCUAUGUUUCCAGUAGUUUUUGAGUUGUAGACUAGUUGUUUUAGCUCAUUGAUCUUGUCGGUACUCGGUAGUAAAGAGCUCGGACCGGUAUUCCUCGAUAUGCGCCAGGAACCGUAAGACAUCUACCCAACGAGUGUGGCAGUGCUGACGUAUGGAAUGGAUCCUUCAACCAGCCACACAGCUGAUGGAAUUUGUCCCUUCAAAGUAAAGGAAGAAACAAAACAUGUCCUUGAAGCUUUUUUGAAAAGAUCUUUAAGCAAAGAAGAUGGGAAGUAUGUUGGUCAUGUGGGACGUUCUUAUCAUGACCCUAAAAAGUACCGUUAUAGAUCCAUCCAAGAAGAUAGUAAUAUGGGGUCACCUAAGAAAACAAGAAAAUCGGAUAAAAAAAAGUCUAGAGAGACUGGGAAAGAAAAAGAGGAGAGAAGUCAAAGUCCACCAUUUGGAGAGUCAACUCGGGAAACAAAUGGUAAUUGGAAUUCCAUUCAUGAGGAGAUAAAUCGAGUGGAAGAAUCAAAACAUGGCUUCAAAACGAACAUUAAGAGACUUUUGAGAAAACACAGUCAGACAAAGGAGAAGGCAGCCCACCCAAAAGACUCUAAUGGGAGCACUCAUAGCAAAUCCAGGGAUUCCGUUGAAAAUGUACUUGAAGAUCCUUACAAAGCUAGCAGUAAAGGGGAUUCCAUGAAACGCCAGAAACCAAACCUCCCUUUACUUGCCUGUACCACAGCCGGUUCUGUGGAAUCUUUAGCCCACGAUGAACAAAGUCGCAGGGACCUAGUUGACAAGCAUUCUUCACAGGGAACACAAAAGAAAAGCAAAGGAUUCUCGCUUAAAUCACUGUUAAGGAAGAAAUCAAUGAAGGCUCAAGGCCUCGAGCCUCCUUCUUCCCCAGAAAGACCAAAGUUUUUACCGUUGCAGCCCAGUUUUGAGAUGAAAUCAGGUAAAGAUGAUGAGUCUGAGAUUUAUAACCUGGCAGCUAAGAAGCUAGAAAAACUGGUAAAACAGAAGAAGCUGAAGAGUCCUGUGGCUUCAGUCCAGCAUCCUGUUUUUCCCAGCCCUGUUAAUGUGAAACCUCAUGUAAUUGAAAACAAUAAUGUGGCAGCCAGUGAAAGUGCAUCAGAAGACAAGGAGGAGGUUAUUAAGAAACUGGUGGUACUGCUACAGGAGCAGGCAGUUGUUAUCAAUGAGAAGAUCAGCAGAGAUCCGUUCUUACGAAAUGCCCUUACCAGAAUGUCCUAUGGCAGCUUUUCUCGACUUGUGGAAGUUUUUACCAACCAGGCAGAGGUGUCGGCUGAAGAAGAUGGAGCAUCUGUGAGCUCUGAACUGACAAAGAUAGCUCUGACCAUGGAGUUAACCAGAAAAGUGGCUGGAAUCAACACCUACCCUGUGCAAACACUUAUGGGCUACAGCAUGCAAUACAUGGACAUGUUUGUACCGUGGCUACAGGAACAAGGCGGCUGGGAAAAUAUUGUUUCUCAUACAGAUAUACCAGAUCUCCAGAUAGACUGAAGAGCCUCAAACUACAGUCUACCUCCAGGCUGCAUGAGACAGGAAGUUAAAUAAGUGUUGUCUUCCCAAUAUCCAGCAUACGCUAUUUAAUUUUUAUAUCUCACUACUGUUUUGAUAACAAGAAGAAAAAAAAAACUCUUGUCUCUACCAGCCAUGAAAUUGUGACUAUAUACUUGCCAGAAGUAUUUGGCAUAAGCAAAAGGUAGUGGACAAGUGAGCCCUCCGUGCUCCUCAACUUCAGGAAAAAAGUAUAAAAGAAGAUUGCAAUGAUGUGAAUUUUUAAUACUGAUUUUUGUUUUAAAUAUUUUUUUUAAUUAUGUAAAUCAAAAUUUGAAUUGUGUCAUUAAUAUAACCGUUACAUUUUAAAGGAGUUAUUUAUAGUAAUGGUUUAAAAAAACUAAAAAAAAGUGUUUUGUUGAUGUCAUUUGUUAUUGGAGACCCUUGUGAUACCUAAUAGACCAGCGUAUUCCACCAAUGUGGAUAGCAUGCCUUUAUUACAGUGUAGCCUAUAUUUAUUAAAUAAGAAAUGAAGUGGCGUUUGGGGCAAAGAGAAUCAGGGCUUUUUUGCAAUAAGUAUAAAAGUAUAUUUAUAAAGUAGUUUUUAACCUAUCAAUGAUGCUAUUUUUAAUUGAUGUUGCAAUGUAAUGUUUUUAGCUUUCUGUAUAGUACACUGUGAUUUAGUACUUUUCAUAUUCCUCAAAUAUCAGAGACUUCCAUACCAGACUGCUGUGAUUAGUGAUCCGUCAGGUGGUAAGAGAGCCACAUUUUCCCAACUUACUGCCACUAUUUGCCCAGAUCUUUUCUCCUACUAUUAGAGGGAUAUGUCAGUAGCCAGUAUGCUGGAGCUGUGCAAUGCCAGGUACAUUUUAACAUCAGAUUGGUACAACGUGCAUGUACCAGGUGUGUGAUCUCUGUAUUAAUAAGGGCACUAAUUUGUAGGUACUCUAUGUGCAUGAAGAGUACCUACUAAUUACCAGAGAGAUUAGCCCCAUGCAUGUAGUGCUGAUCCUGGCAUAUGCUAUACUGCUGCCAUACACCUCCAGUCAUGCCACUUUUUAUUUUAUUAUGGAACCUUCCCAAAUGCUCUUUCUUAAAAAUCCAGAAAUACUGAUGGGUGCAUACUCCUUGUUCAAUGCAGUUGAGUGGCACAUGCUCAAGAUAUAUUAGAAAACAAUGCAUAUAGUUAUGCCAAGUAGCCCCAGUUGUUUUAAUAUGAAUUAUACUAAUCAUGUAAGGAUUGUAAGUAUUAUUUGACAUCCGUUAAGGAUACCCAUAGCAAAACAAAUCCCUUUUGCAGAAGUAGAGUAAUUCUCUUUAUCCUUCUGUAGCUCUCCCUUUGAGAAAAAACAUCUUUAAACUGAUAUAGCUACUCAAGAUUGCCACAUCAUAGAGUAUAAGUAAUAUUUGCUACAGGGCAGUUAUGUGAUGAUGCAAAUGUAUGCAAUAAGGAGAUCAAACACUGUAGUUGUUUGUGCAUUACAUUUCUGAAUCCCAUGUUCUGGAUGACAAUGUAGAUUAAUAUACUAAAAGAGAGUACUUUCUGCACAUAUUUUAUAUUUUUAUAGUACAAAAAGGGUUUCGGUCAUUAUGUCACAGUGCUAGCCUAGUGUUUUUCUCUUAUUAAUUUGAAUAGCAUAGGUCACAUCACACAUAUGCAUAGAUGUUCAUAAGAAAUACUAUUAAUGUAGCAGUCAUCAGACACUACUUUUACUAAUGGCAGUAACAGCAAAACACUACAUAAACUGUAAUAAAGAAUUUUGCUGUUCUACCAGUGGAAAAGUUUACAGAUAAAAUAAUAUCUGCCCCUAAUUAUCUGUGACCCGAGUGUGCAUUUUGGUUUAGAGCUUUGAUUGUGCCAUGAAGACAGAUGCUCCCUGUUCUUAUUGCACUGAUAUUCAGAAGACAUAAUUUAAGCACUGAAUUGUAUACUGUGUUUUAUAUAGCUAUUGUGAAGUCUGUUGUUUUUUUUUUUUUUUUUUUUUUUUUUAUUGUUUUCUAUAACUGAUUCCUGAACUAUAAAGCUGGUCUUUAUUAAAUCUACAGACUUGCACUAAACUGGUUAAGCUCUGGCAACAGGAUUGUCAAAUGUUCCUUAACUUGAAUUCUGCAUACGUGCAGUGUAUUCAAUAAGGCCUUAAUAUCAUCUGUAAGAAUAUAUGGCAAUGAUGGACUACAAAAAUGUGUGAUCGAUGCCAAAUAAAAUCUUGUAUAUAAAACAUGCAAA